Mollisia scopiformis is the source of this 3894-nucleotide messenger RNA. RefSeq names its product putative copper-transporting ATPase 3. Lineage: Eukaryota; Fungi; Ascomycota; Leotiomycetes; Helotiales; Mollisiaceae. The transcript has a single exon. Gene Ontology annotation, molecular function: ATP binding; copper ion binding; ATP hydrolysis activity. Gene Ontology annotation, cellular component: membrane. The coding region runs from base 379 to 3777 and encodes 1132 amino acids. Gene Ontology annotation, biological process: monoatomic cation transport; copper ion homeostasis. The record is from RefSeq and is a predicted model, not a curated record.
UUGUCCAACUCAUCCCAUUUCCAUUUUCUUCUUUAUGACCCAUCGGUCGAGUCACGUCCACGUGAUACUGGCAGGGAUAUGGCUCUGCGCGGUUUGUGCGGAUUUUGCGAUUUUUUCGCGUUGAAACUUGAUUGCCACCCAAAUAUCGACAUCAUGACCAACCAAUACCGCAGAUUGUCAAGACCCGCCUUGCAAAUCAUGUAGGCAAGUGAACUUUCAUCUCUUCUGCGUAUUUCUACUCUACUUCUCGCAUCUUCUCCAGCUCUUUCCCUUUCAUUCAAAUAUCGCGUUCGCGCUCCUACCUAUUUUGCCACAACUUUGUCGCGAUCAACACUUUUCACGGAAGCACGCUUCCUUCUUCUAAAUAAUUUCAUCAAUAUGGCACAACCAUCCAGCAGCAGGAUGCGACCAAAUUUGAUCACAAGCUCAUUCCUCAUAUCCAAUCUCCAUUGUCCAUCGUGCGUCUCUCACAUUCAGGAUACUCUCUUUGCCUUGGAUCCUCGGCCCAGUUCCGUGUCACCUUCGCUCGUAACGUCGUGGGUAACCGUCCGACAUGACGAAUCGCUGUCGUUGAUAGAUAUCUGCGAUGCGUUGGAGAAUGCAGGGUUCGAGAUCUCUGACGUGACAUCCGAGAGCGCCGACGGCCACCAUCCCGCCGGCACUUCGCAUACAGCCUCAGAUGGGGAAAUUGGAUAUUUGGAUCGUUUACUGCACACCUUUCGGUCCCAGAAAGAGUGCGCAUCUGACGGCAAACUCUCCAACCGACACCUCCAGAAUUGCGAGGUAUGUCGUCUCGAUGCACUAGGGAAGAAGAAUGGCGAUACAAAGACCCCACAAUCUCCCUUGCCAGCAGCUGCGAACGGAAAGGCAGCCAUGGCGUCCGAAGCCUUUGAUGACGAGAAGGUCCUUCUUCCUUUUGUAACGGUCGACUCGGCAGACUCGGCGGAAACAUGGAGAGCCUCUCUGGCCAUCGGGGGGAUGACAUGUGCUGCAUGUGCGGGGACGAUUACAGAAGAAAUGGAGAAGAAAGACUGGGUGAAGAAAGUCGUAGUCAAUCUCAUCUCGAACAGUGCAACAAUCGACUUUAUUGGCGGCGAGCACAAGGAUAAGCUCGUGGAAAGCAUUGAGGAUAUGGGAUUUGAUGCCACCAUCGAUACGAUUGUGGAUCUCAGUACACUUCAGAAAGUAUCGUCUAGAAACGCAAAUACACCACGGACAGUCAGUAUACAGAUCGAUGGGAUGUUCUGCGAGCAUUGUCCUGGACGGGUAGUCGCAGCGGUGAAAGAGCUUGGCAAUGGAGUUGAGAUUGAGAAGUCUCCAGACCUCAAGGAUCCGAUUCUGAGAAUUACCUACGUUCCUCAACUACCCAACUUCACCAUCAGGACCAUCAUUUCUGGAAUCGCCGCCGUCGACCCGUCUAUGAGGCCAUCGAUAUACCAUCCGCCCACUUUGGAAGAGCGAUCUCGAAAAAUCCACAGGAAGGAACAGCUACGUAUUCUGAUCCGAGUGCUUCUCACAUUCGUCAUCGCCAUACCCACUCUGAUAAUGGGCAUCAUCUACAUGAGUCUGGUGUCUGACAAUAAUGCUGGCAAGAAAUUCCUCAUGGCACCAUUACGCGCUGGCAUCAGCAGAGCGCAAUGGGCAUUAUUCGUUUUGGCAACACCAGUCUACUUUCUCUGCGCCGAUGUCUUUCACGUCAGGGCACUGAAAGAGCUUGUCUACAUGUGGAAGCCUGGAAGUACCACGCCCUUCCUCCAAAGAUUCUACCGAUUCGGAAGCAUGAACAUGCUGAUGUCUCUUGGUACGACUAUCGCCUAUGUAUCGUCUUUGGCCCAGUUGAUUGCAGCUGGCGUUCAUCCACCAUCGAUGCCAGAUAACAGCUCGUUCUAUUUCGACUCGGUUGUGUUUUUGACACUCUUCCUUCUUAUUGGUCGCCUCAUCGAAUCAUACAGCAAGUCAAAGACUGGAGAUGCAGUCACCAUGCUUGGGAAGCUGAGACCUACAGAAGCACUUCUUGUGGAGACUAGUUCAAAGAUUGUUGAAGAGAUUGUCAAUGGUCCCCACGAAAGCCUCAAAUCCGUCAAUGUGGAUCUCCUCGAGUAUGGAGACAUCGUCAAGAUCUUGCACGGAGGUUCACCGCCUUGUGACGGAACUGUCAUUCAAGGCGAGACAAAAUUCGACGAGUCCAGUCUAACUGGAGAAUCGAGGCUCAUCAAGAAGACCAUAGGUGAUGAAGUCUACUCUGGCACCGUAAACAAGGACUCUGCUGUUUCCAUCAAGAUCACUGGUGUUGCAGGAUCCUCAAUGCUUGACCAGAUCGUUAAGGCAGUCAGGGAAGGACAAACACAUCGCGCACCCAUGGAGCGUAUCGCCGAUACCUUGACGAGCUACUUUGUCCCAGUUGUCACUCUCAUCGCUAUCGGUACAUGGAUCUUCUGGCUUGCGAUGGGUACUUCUGGAACAUUGCCACGUGACUAUCUAGACUCAGGUUCUGGAAGCUGGGUAGCGUGGUCAUUGCAGUUCGCCAUUGCAGUCUUCGUUGUCGCUUGUCCGUGUGGCCUUGCUUUGGCAGCUCCAACUGCACUAUUUGUUGGUGGUGGCCUUGCUGCAAAGUACGGAAUCUUGGUCAAGGGUGGUGGCGAAGCGUUCGAGAAAGCUAGCAAGCUUGAUUGUGUCGUCUUUGAUAAGACAGGAACUCUUACAGUUGGAGGCGAGCCUGUGGUGACCGAUUUCGAAGUACUGUCCAUGAAUGAGAGCAAUGACUUAUCUUCUAAAACUGUUCUUGGAAUGGUUACCUCAAUUGAGGGAAACAGCAGUCAUACAGUCGCCAAGGCUUUGGUUUCGUUCUGUUCGACCCAAGAGACGACUUCGAUCAAUGUUGUUAAUGUUGGAGAGGUUGCAGGAAAGGGCAUGAAGGGUCUGUUUCAAAGCUCCACAGAUGCUCAACUUGAAAUGAUUAUUGGCAAUGAGUUACUCAUAUCAGACAACAAAGUCACAAUUCCCGAAUCGGCUCUGUCUUCACUCGACAAGUGGAAGUCCGAAGGACGUUCUGUUGCUCUGGCCGCCUCCAAAAAUUCAUCCAGCACCUACCAAUUAGCAGCUAUCUUCGCCAUCUCCGAUCCCAUUCGUCCCGAAGCUCCACGCAUCAUCGCCGCUCUCCAAAAGCGGGGUACGGAAGUUUGGAUGCUCUCUGGUGACAAUCAAAUCACCGCCAAUGCCAUUGGAUCUCAAGUCGGGAUUUCGUCCACAAACAUCAUUGCGGGUGUUCUUCCUAGUCAAAAAGCAGAGAAGAUUCAAUACCUGCAGAAAUCCCUCAAAGCUCGCAACGGCUCAGGCAAGGAGUACACUGAGAAACGAGCGCUGGUCGCAAUGGUUGGCGAUGGAAUCAAUGACUCACCUGCUCUUACAACAGCGGAUGUCGGUAUUGCCAUUGGCUCUGGCUCAGACAUCGCAAUAUCGUCUGCAGAGUUCGUGCUUGUGUCGAGCAAUCUGAACACAUUACUCACAUUGCUGGAUCUCAGUAAGGUGGUGUUCAGGAGGAUCAAGUUCAACUUCGGAUGGGCAUUGAUUUACAAUAUGAUCAUGUUACCAUUUGCUGCUGGAGUGUUGUAUCCCGUUGUCAGUGGGGGAAAGCAUGUUCGACUGGAUCCUGUGUGGGCAAGUUUGAGUAUGGCGUUGAGUAGUAUUAGUGUUGUUUGCUCGAGUUUGGCUUUGAGGAGUAAGAUUCCUGGCGUGGGAUUUAAGGCUAAGAAAUUUGAAGAUGAGGCCGAAAGAUAAUAUAUAGUGAAGGCCGAGAAGGGGUUUAAGGCAUGCAUGGGGUUGAACGAGCAUAUUCAAUAGAUACCCGAGCUUUUUGCAGAACAGCUUUCUUGUGACUAGCACUUAAUGUCAUAC